AUGACCUCUGGCCCAGGGGCUAAGGAGAAAAUCGAGCAAACCCAUCUUGCAAGCUGUACCAAGAAGUCAGCCCAACACCUCAAGCACAUUCUCAACGCCAGCUUCAGCGAACCGUCCAACUUCCGCGACAAUGGCAAACCUCUCUUCUUGCACACAAGAGACGACGAGCCUACCUGUUAUGUCGAGGCGAUGUUGGAGCGCUCCUGGCAUAACUUUGUAGAGCGCCAGCGCAAGAAGAAGGCGUGUAUCGUUUGCGUCACCUGUGCAUUGAGUUGA
Messenger RNA from Plenodomus lingam JN3, 276 nucleotides. The record is from RefSeq and is a predicted model, not a curated record. Lineage: Eukaryota; Fungi; Ascomycota; Dothideomycetes; Pleosporales; Leptosphaeriaceae.